Messenger RNA from Synchiropus splendidus (mandarinfish), 1260 nucleotides. It is a transcript of the gene ghsra, whose product is annotated as growth hormone secretagogue receptor a. Gene Ontology annotation, biological process: G protein-coupled receptor signaling pathway; hormone-mediated signaling pathway. Gene Ontology annotation, molecular function: growth hormone secretagogue receptor activity. Gene Ontology annotation, cellular component: plasma membrane. NCBI's taxonomy places the organism in Eukaryota, Metazoa, Chordata, Actinopteri, Syngnathiformes, Callionymidae. The transcript has 2 exons. The record is from RefSeq and is a predicted model, not a curated record. The coding region runs from base 1 to 1125 and encodes 374 amino acids.
AUGACCUCCUGGCACAACCUCUCCUUGUGUCUCCCGCAGUUCUGCAGUUGGGAAGAGACGGUAAACGCAUCGCGGUUCGGAGACCUCCCGCCCCUGGGCUACUACCCCGUCCCCCUCCUCACCACCAUCACGGUGGCGUGUUCGGUUCUGUUUGUGGUGGGCGUCACGGGGAACGUCAUGACCAUCCUGGUGGUCAGCAAGUACCGGGACAUGCGCACCACCACCAACCUGUACCUGUGCAGCAUGGCUGUGUCCGACCUCUUCAUCUUCGUCUGCAUGCCUCUGGACCUGUACCGCAUGUGGCGGUACCGGCCCUGGCCCUUCGGGGACGCUCUGUGCAAGCUGUUCCAGUUCGUGUCCGAGUCGUGUACCUACUCCACCAUCCUGAGCAUCACAGCGCUGUCCGUGGAGCGCUACGUGGCCAUAUGUUUCCCGCUGCGCGCAAAGGCGCUGGUGACCAAAAGACGCGUGCGUGGACUCAUCCUCCUGCUGUGGACGGUGUCCCUGCUGAGCGCGGGCCCCGUGUUCGUCAUGGUGGGAGUGGAGCGGGACAGCAUGUCCAACUUCAGCCUGCAGUGGAACGAGAGCGCCUUCUCUCUGGAGGAAGGCGACACCCGCGAGUGUAAGAUGACGCACUACGCGGUGGAGUCGGGGCUGAUGGAGGCCAUGGUCUGGCUCAGCUCGGUCUUCUUCUUCAUGCCCGUGUUCUGUCUCACGGUGCUCUACAGCCUCAUCGGCCGACGCCUCUGGCAGAGACACGUGGAGACUCACAUCAGCUCGUGCGCGGCGCAUCGGGACAAGAGCAACCGGCAAACCGUGAAGAUGCUGGUGGUGGUGGUCCUGGCCUUCGUCCUGUGCUGGCUGCCGUUCCACAUGGGUCGCUACCUCCAGUUCCGCUCUCUGGACGCCCCCUCCCCUCUGCUGUCCGUCCUGUCCGAGUACUGCAGCUUCGUGUCCGUGGUCCUCUUCUACCUAAGCGCCGCCAUCAACCCCAUCCUGUACAACACCAUGUCGUGGAAGUACCGCAGCGCCGCGGCUCGCCUCUUCGGCCUGAGUGACGGUCAGCCGGCCAGAGUCCGCACAGCCAGCACCAACGGCUGGACCGAGUCGAACAUCAGCUUCUGAACCAGUCUCACCCAGGAAGUGACCCAACAUAGACACACGUGAUUGUUGCCUUACACUCAUCUGGAUGACAAAUUAAGCACUGUAGAUCGUCCGGCAGCCUCCGCUCCUCCUGAGUUGAGGCGCAGCUGCUGUGUG